AUAAAUUAAUAGUUUAAAAUCGAGCAGAAAAGCUUUAGGGAAAUCUUACACUUGGACAUCUAACUGAAUACUGAUAAACAAGAUCACGAGGCAAUGAACGUAAAACCUUACUACUUGAUCUUCACUUUCAGUGUGUUGUUCUUGUUUUCUGUAGAGCAAGCAACAAGCAUAGAUGUGGUUAUUGGUGCGGUUAUAGACAACACGUCUCGUGCUGGUAUGGAGACAAAUAUUUCCUUACAGAUGGCAAUAGAUGAUAUUAGCAGACAAGCAAAUCAAAGUUUUGUGUUGCGAAUGAUGGACUCCAGAGGUGAACCUGCCAGGGCAGCUCUAGCAGCCAAUAGACUGAUUAAUACAGAGAAAGUGCAAGUGAUUCUUGGACCACAUACCUGGCAAGAAGCAUCAAGAGUUAUAGAAAUCAGCAACCAAGGUCAGAUUCCUACUUUCUCACUUGCUGAUUCAAAUCCCACAUGGGCACUAGAGCGCUGGCCUUUUCUUGUUCAAGCAUCAACGUCCAACCAAGAUGCACAAAUGAAAGCUGUAGCUGCAAUUGUGCAGUCUUGGGAUUGGCGACGGGUCACUGUUAUAUAUGAAGAGGACACUGAUUCCAUCUUCGGCAGAGUCAUACCUAAUCUCCUCAAAUCCUUACAAGAUGUAGGAGCAGAGAUCAGGCACCUCGUGCCACUCCCACCUUACGCUACUUCAUUGUCAGAACAACUUAUGAGGCUAAAAAGAGACCAGUGCAGAGUUUUUUUGGUUCAUACAUCUCUGAAAUUGGCCACUCACCUUUUUCACGAGGCUGAGCAGAUGCAAAUGAUGGAAAAAGACUAUGUCUGGAUUACUACGAACACAAUUACUGAUCUACUUUAUUCUGUCAAUCUUACCACCAUUUUUUCAAUGCAAGGUGUUUUAGGGGUCAAAAGACACUUCCCUGAGAACAGUUUAAAAUUCGUUGAAUUCAAGAAAAGAUUUCGGUUGAAGUUCAGCAUAGCAUAUCCGGAAGAAGAGAACAAUGAACCUGGGAUCUCUGCAGUAGAGGCCUAUGAUACUAUGUGGGGAGUGGCGACGACAUUUGCUAAAAUGAACAAUCAGAUUAAGAAUCGAAGUCAAUUAUUUCUUGAAAAAGUUUCCAGAAUCGACUUCAUUGGAAUAACUGGCAGAGUUCAUGCCAUUGGAAGGAAAACAGAAUCAUCACGUAUAUUUGGCCUUGUUAAUGUAAUUGGAAAGAGCUACCGAGAACUUGGAAUCUGGAAGGAAAAAUCAGGUUUCUCAAAGCACACAUCUCACAGAGCUAUAUAUAAUUCCUCUAUGAAGAACUUGGGACAAGUAUUCUGGCCCGGGGAGUCCAUGCACACACCAAAAGGAUGGAGCAUUCCAAGCACCACAGAGUCUAUGAAAAUUGGUGUACCAGCUGAAUCUAUGUUUAAACAAUUUGUAAACAUAGAAUAUGAUCCUCAGACCGACAAUUAUUCUUGCAAAGGAUAUGCGAUUGAUAUUUUCAGUGAAGUCAAGGCGCGGUUACCAUAUUAUGUGUCAUACGAAUUCAUCCCUUUCAAUGGGACAUAUGAUUCUCUGGUAGAGCAAAUAUAUCUAAAGAAAUUUGAUGCUGUAGUUGGUGACGUGGCUGUGCUAGCUGAUAGAUGUAAGCACGCGGACUUCACACACACGUAUUCAGCUUCAGCAUUGGCAAUGUUAGUACCAGUCCAAUCAAAAAUGCCCCAUAAAACAUGGCUGUUCUUGAAGCCAUUUACAAAAGCCAUGUGGCUGCUUAUACUGGCUAUAACGGUUUACAAUGGCUUUGUCAUAUGGCUGAUAGAAAGAAAACACAGCCCAAGACUUCGGGGAACUGCAACUGAUCAAGCAGGAAUCAUGAUAUGGCUAUCGUUCACGACUCUCUUCUCUUUGAAUGGGGGGAAACUACACAGCAAUUUGUCGCGGAUAGCAAUAGUAGUCUGGCUCUUUGUGGCUUUAGUCAUCACACAAAGUUAUACUGCCAGUCUCACUAGCAUGCUCACUGUCAAGAAGCUCGAGCCAACAGUGUCUGACAUCGAGACACUGAAGAUUAAAAAUGCCAAAAUUGGGUAUGGGAAAGGAGCAUUUGUUGCUAGAUAUCUGGAAGAAGUAUUGGGCUUCAAAUUAUAUAAUCUCAAGAAUUUCAGUUCACCACAAGAAUAUGCCCAUGCCCUCAAAACCGGAGACAUUGAAGCUGGAUUUCUAAAUGGCUCUUAUCUUAAACUUUUCCUUGCCAAGUACUGCAAGAGCUUUGUUGUAGCAGGACCAACAUAUAAAGUAGGAGGAUUCGGAUUUGCAUUUCCAAAGGGAUCUCCGAUGGUCAAUGACGUGAACAAAGCACUGCUAGAAGUAUUUGAAAGCGGGAAGCUUCGUGAACUGGAGGACAAAAUGGUUGGUUCUGAAAGGUGCAUUGAAGUGGACUCAAGUAACGAUGAUGAAAUUAGUCUGAGCCUUAACAGCUUUUGGAUACUAUUUGCAUUAACAGGCGGGAUAACAACGUGUGCUCUAACAAUCUACGCUCUGGAUGGCCUGAGGAGGCAAGCUACAAAGUUUACUCAACAAAUUAGUAAUGUUGUGACAGUGAUCUUAAAGCACUGGGGGCAUCAAAGAAAAAGAUUUUCGAGAAAAGUUAGUGAUGCAGAAGUUCCUGAAGAUCCACACACUGCAACAUAAUAGUUUUUCUGUACUAAUUCGACUUACAUUAGUUGUUAUUGCUAAUCAGCUUAUUGUAAUCACUAUACUGUAUAUAUUAUAACUGUUUAGUCUUUAAACUGUGCAGAGCAAAUGCAGAUUAGUAUCUGUCUUCACCAUGAUAUCAGAUUCCAUUUCUUAUAUUUUAUACGACUGUUUAUUCAUUCAAUAUUUAG
This is a messenger RNA of Daucus carota subsp. sativus, 2876 nucleotides long. RefSeq names its product glutamate receptor 2.5. Gene Ontology annotation, cellular component: plasma membrane. Gene Ontology annotation, molecular function: ligand-gated monoatomic ion channel activity; signaling receptor activity. The transcript has 5 exons. The coding region runs from base 94 to 2682 and encodes 862 amino acids. The record is from RefSeq and is a predicted model, not a curated record. NCBI's taxonomy places the organism in Eukaryota, Viridiplantae, Streptophyta, Magnoliopsida, Apiales, Apiaceae.